ACAUUCUCGUAAUCACGGGUACUGCUCCGGAACCGCGAGGGUGUCGACAGACCCGAGCAGCUCGCGGUUCGGCAACUGGCAACUGCAGUUACGUCCGCCUGGCCCGCUCGGCUCUCGCGCUUGAUUAAUAAUCGGGCUGCAAUAGCCUCCGAGGGAUGACGGUGCUAGAGGUCAGCCUUUAAAAGUCGCUCAGGCGGUGCUGCUUGCUGCCUCGAGUUUCAUCACUCCGUCACGGCCAAGUGCGUAAACAAGAGCAGGAGAACUAUCAGAAAAUCCGACAAUGUCAAACACCAAGAUCAGCGUCAUCGUCACAGGCAAGGGCGAGCACAUAGGAAAGCCCGUCAUCGAAGCUCUGCUGCCCGAAAUCGAAGUCAUCCACUAUACCCUCGCCGAGGCCAUCGACAGGGAGCUACCGCUGCUGCUCAGGGGAGAACAGCCUGACCCCAAGAGUAGCAACCUCGCGUCGGCCCGCUGGGAGUCUGGGCCGCCCGUGGCGCUGCUGCUGGGCGGCGCCUACGACGAAGCUGCCAUCCAGAGGCUGCGGCGGUCGCUUGGCCUCGUUGGCGCUAGUGAUGACGAGCCGGCCACCGCCACGAGCAUCCCCUGGAUCCGCAUCGACAGCAAAAAGUCAACAGUUAAGCCCACUGACCCUGGGUAUGCCGCCGACGUAACCAGACGCAUGAAGGAGACGGUGCUGAAGCUAAACAGCGAGGGGAAGCUGGGGGUGAAGGACAAUUCGGUGUACGCCAUAUGAUGAAGGGAGGUGAAGGGAAUUGGGGCUAGAAAGCUGUUGGUCUGGCUUGUUCUGGAAGCUAGCGCAGCCCUUGGCGGCAGCCCAACCACCUGAAUCUGACGACGAGACUGUUACAACCGCUGAGCAUUGUGGCAAUUGAUGAUGAUGCACUAA
Gaeumannomyces tritici R3-111a-1 is the source of this 907-nucleotide messenger RNA. RefSeq lists its product as hypothetical. The coding region runs from base 281 to 754 and encodes 157 amino acids. The transcript has 2 exons. NCBI's taxonomy places the organism in Eukaryota, Fungi, Ascomycota, Sordariomycetes, Magnaporthales, Magnaporthaceae. The record is from RefSeq and is a predicted model, not a curated record.